AGGAAUCCUACUAGGAUCAGCUUUAGGAUCAGUACGCAAAGCAGUUCACUUCAACGAUUCGGCCUCUCACCAGACGUGAGCCUAGCUCGCUUUCGCUCAGAAUUGCUUGCAUUUAUUAAAAUGAAGAAGAAUUGGACUACCGAGCAAAGAGAAGAAGCCAGUAUGGACACUCCAUUAGAGUGGUGGACCCUCGAUACUAGCUUCCCUGUCCUUCACAAUUUCGCUGAGAAGAUGCUGAGUAUUCCAACGUCGUCUGCUGCUAGCGAGCGCCUGUGGAGUGUUCAUGGAUUUACACACAGCAAGCGCCGCAAUCGGCUCAAAGUCUCAACAGUAGAAAAGUUGUCGUUCAUCUACAUCAACAACGGCGAUGCACGGCCGACUCGGUCACCUCUGUAUAAAACAUCUCCGGCAACGCCUAAUGUUGCCUUCGACAGUGACAUCGACAGCGAUAGAGAUCCAGACAAUGAAGAUGAUGAUUAUUGCAUGUUCGAUUUGAGCGAGCGCGAGUUUGACUACCUUCUCGACGCGAUCGUUAGUGUCGACAUAUCUCAGUAACUGCAAGUCCGCCAAGAGGAAAUGGUGGAUAUGGUCGUGUGUACCGCGGUAUAGCACGCCAUGGCGUUCCUGUAACACUAACACUCACAAAUUUGCUGCUGACCAUGAUCUCAAUAAACUGAUGCGUUUUUCAUUUUGUGAAUACUU
Messenger RNA from Phytophthora nicotianae INRA-310, 702 nucleotides. RefSeq lists its product as hypothetical. Bases 121 to 555 code for a protein of 144 amino acids. The record is from RefSeq and is a predicted model, not a curated record. The transcript has a single exon. Lineage: Eukaryota; Oomycota; Peronosporomycetes; Peronosporales; Peronosporaceae. Gene Ontology annotation, molecular function: protein dimerization activity.